Porites evermanni is the source of this 7804-nucleotide messenger RNA. NCBI's taxonomy places the organism in Eukaryota, Metazoa, Cnidaria, Anthozoa, Scleractinia, Poritidae. The record is from the annotation of a GenBank genome assembly.
AUGGUUAAGUUGGCCAUUUUCUCCGUCUUUGCUCUUUGUGUUUUUAAAUCGAUCUCCUGUGAGCGUGUAGAAUUCGGGGACUGUGGUAAGUCUGCUUUUGUUUUGCGUUCUGUGAAAAGCAAAUUAUUCCGAGCAUAUUCUAUAAAUUUGUAAACGUGAAUUAUUACCGUUCAUGCACAGGCAAGUGUGUGGUUGUGAAACCGUUCCAAGUUAUGCAACACGGGUUAAUUUCUUGUCCGGCUACCGGCUUUUGCUUGCAAUUUUGCACUACCCCACUUCUUCGCAGUGGCCCGGUGGGUACUCCUUCCUACGACAAAGAGAGCCCUUUGCAUUCAGAACCCAAGACGGCAAAGGUAGUUGCCAAUAAGACAUAAACCUCACUUAUUAUACCAUGAAAUUUUCUUUACCUAGGAAGUCAAAUGUCUACUUUGAAGGAAGUUGACAUCACACCUUGCCCCCAAGCUACUGAGAAGAGGCCUUGCCAACUGAAGAGAGGGACGGAGGAGACCAUUGAAGUAAAGUUCACACCGAGUAAGAAUUGUUUAUUCUUUUUUUCCCUUUUUUUAGAGGACCGUGUUUACCCAAAAUGCUUUGCAAACCGGUGUGUUAUAGCCUGCACGUAGCACGCACUUGGAGAAAGUACGGAGCGCGCGAGGGAAACACGUGAGGCGUGACUCUCUCGUGCGUCUUCUACCCACUCUUUCAAAGCAAUAAAAACUAUUUUUCUUCUAAUGAGCCCCACAACCCUUCGCCUUCCUCGUUUUAAAAUUGUAUUAAAAUUCCAAUAAUAUUUCUGGGAAAGAGAGGAUGUGAUCCUUCGUUCUGGAUCAAGGAUAAAAGGUAAGUCAACUAUGAAUCCCCAUCAGUCACCUCUUCUCAUAUUUGCUCUAGCCAGGAAAGCAAUUUUGAAAAACAUGAUAUCGAAAAGUCCCUCAAAGAGAAUACAAAUGAGGACCAGCUUUCUUAAUUGGUAGUUUUAAGACAACACAAGAGUUGAAGUUGAAAAAAAGUCCGCACGUUGGGUUUUAUUCAGUGUUAUUAUCAUUUUUGUUUAAUUUUUUGUUUUCAAGCACAAGCCUGGCUUGCGAACAGUAGACGUAUUUCCGGUCGUCGCUUCGAGUCUCCGCGACGACGGGAAAUACGUCUGAUGUUCGCAGGCUAGCACAAGCCAGUUUCAUAGUCGCGGACACGUUCAAUUAAAAAGUUAACGCCAGCGGAGUAUUAUUAACUGUUUUCCUUUGAUUCCAACGUAACUUUAGGAUUUUUAAAUAAUACAAAAAAUCGUGACAAGGCUGAUCUGUGGAAUUUGUGCUACAGUCUCAUUCCAAUUCGCGGUAAAACUGAUCUAAUUUUGUCCGUGAAAGUACAAUGGGAUUGCUCGCUCUGGGUUGUGGGCAGGGUACUUAUCUGGGUGGGGGCUUAAGGUACGGUAAAACGGCCAAUUAAAAAAGUGCAACUUGUUUUGCGACUCUGCUUCAAAACGAGUUGAAUAGCUAUGUUGCCCGUUUUACCACCCGCGAAAUAAAACUAUGCAACCUUAGCUGUUGCAAGACAGGUUCGAACGUGUAAACGCGCAAUAUCGCUAUUCAAUUCGUUUUGCAGCAAUGUUGUAAAACAAGUUGCACGUUUCUUGCUGCCCGUUUUAAUGUAGCUUUACAUGAAGUGUGUUGUUUUGUUUCUUGCAGAGGAAAAUAUCACUGCAGCUACAACUAAAGUUUAUGGUACAGUCGCGGGUAUCAGGGUGCCUUUCUCGGUAGACAAUCCUAACGCCUGUGAAGAUCAGGGUAUCACCUGUCCCAUGAUUGCCGGAAAAGACUACACAUUCAAGACUGUGCUACCAAUCAAGUCGAUCUACCCCAGCGUACGUAUUCUUGAAAUCCUAGCUUCUAGUCAACAAACGACACUGGUUCCAAAGUCGUCCUCGGCGAUUUCGGUACGCGCUCGAUUCAACCUCGUCCCCAGGGCGCUUUUCUGGGGCGCCCUGGGGACGAGGUUGCGCCCAGGGCGCUUUUCUGGAGCGUCCUGGGGACGAGGUUGCGCUCGAUUCCAAGCAUCCUCUGCUGUUCAAUCGGAUAGCGAAGACGAAAUGGCCUGGGGACAAGGCUGCAAAUGUUUAGCUGAGCCUCAUAUAUCAAAAACAAACUCUACAAAAGGGCCGAUAUGUACGACCUCAUCAAUCUUCCCCAAUUUCAUUGCGGCAACGCACCUUUGUGAGCAAAAUGCUUUGCAUUGUACCUUUCUGGGAGUGAAAAAUUCUUUUCAAUUUAAAUGCAAUGGGAAUUCAUUGCUCUAAAGCCUCCAGAACGAGACAUGGCGGUGAAGUUAGAUGAAGCUUAUUAGCGGGUGUGACGUAAACAUGCAUUGUAGUAGCCCGAGUAUCAGGCCUUCCUAGGGGGCUAGGGAAGAGGAGAUUUUAGAUGGGGGAGUGGGGUGGGAGAAGAGAAAGGAAGUUUCUCUCCUUCAGCCUCUUCGUUUUUCGCUUCCAUCUUUCCCCUUUUCCCCCAGAAACGUCUGAUACUCAGGCUUGCAUCGUAGCUAUGUGUUCCGCUUUAUACGCCGGACGAUUACUCGCCCUUAUUAACCUUAAUUUUCGUCGGGCAGUCGACCUUUUACGGGCGAGCGUCGCUCGUAGGGAGAAACGCGCGCGUGACCAAACCCGAAGAAGGUCGGCGCGCGGGGAGCUUUCUUAACGGCCCUCGCUCUAUGGCCCCAGUAGCAGUCACGGGUCUAUUAAUAUGUGACUUUAUUUGUUCUGUUUAGGUCGACGUUAUAGUCCAGUGGGAGAUGCAAGACCAGGACAAAAAUAUGGUUUACUGUUGGAUUGUGACGGCCCAUGUGAGCGGCUAAGUCACGAUGACUGACGUGAUUAUGAAUGUUGAAAGUUAUGAUUGUAUAACGCAGAGAUAAAUUUUUUCUUAUCUCACUUCAUUUGUUGAAAAAGGAUAUGUCGUCUUACAAAAAUAAAGUCACUGAAUUCAGUCUUCCUAGUAUUUUUGUUUAUUGGUUGUCUUGUUUAGUUCUUCACAUUAUAGUAGACUUGAAGACCCGUUCUUCACAAGCUGGAAUACUUUCGCCCCUUAACUUGUAUGGUAACCCAAGACAGUAUUGCUAAUGGGGUGAAUCCGACCGACGGAUUUUAAAUCUUAAAACGGAUUUCGCGUUCCUUUCCGCAAAUCCAAAUCCGGAUUCUUCAUCAGGUGAAUCGGCCUUUUUGAAAAAGGAUUCAUUGGAUUUGAAUUCCAAAGAAUCUGAAUCCAGAUUAAUGGAUUAGGGAUCUACGUUGUUCCAUUCACAGUGAAUCCGAAAUUAGUCAGAUGAUCCAGUGGUAUUUCUACUUGAAGUAUUGCGCCGUUGAAUUUCCAAGUCGAAUUGCUGCUAUUUGCCCUUAAACACAUCUGAAAACACUGGAAGAUUGCUCGUGGUACAGUAAAAUAUCCAAAUGCUAACCAUUAUAUUUGUAAGUAAAAGCAGGGCUCCUGGUAAAAGAGACAAAUGAACUGCUAUCUUUCAACAACUAACUCGCUUGUAGACGUGAUACGCACUAGAUCGUGUUACAUAGAAAAAGUCUGAGCUACGAAACUGGAUAAAACUGAGCCGACAACCUUUAGAUAAUUGUCAACGCCCUUCUUUCUUGAUCUCCAUCGUCGCUAUUCGUAUAACUGAUUGCCGACCACAAAAUUCUGCACCGUAGAAUCGCUUAAUUUGUCAAACAGUGCAAAACGCGCCAUUUCUUGAGAGGCUGUCAUGCAUAUUGUACGCGUUUGCGAAAGGUUGCAAAGGUUAAAAAUCCAAUUUCGGAUUUCGCGUUCCUUUCGACAGAGAAAUCAGGCAAAUCUAGGAUCAAAAAUCGGUUUUUGGAUUCACCGAAAUUAGCACAACCAAAAAAAAAUUUUCUUGAUUCCACGCUGUGGAUUCCGAAUAGGCUAGAUUCCAUCGUUAGCGGGAUGCCGUGGGAUUCUUUGAUUCCAAAGUCCAGGAUUCUGGAUUCCACUAGUAAAAUUUCCUCGAUUCUGGAUUCCAGAAUCAAAGAUUUCCUGUUCCGGAAUACAGGUAGCUUACGUGGGCGAAUUGUUUUUCGGAAGUCUCAAGUUCAGCUCCACAGCCAGGCUUGUAAACAGCCAACUCAUCAUCGUUUGCCUCCUGCCAGUUUUGGUUUUGAUUCAGAGGCACUUUCCAUAGCACAUUUUUGAACAUUAAAACUGUAAAACUAAGCAUCGAUAAAAUUUUAGCAGAUCUUGCGCGCGCGUUUGAAACAGCACUCUCGAAUUGUCAUAAUCUGGAUUAGGCAAGAAUUUCCCCUCACCACAUUGCAUUGAUCUGAUUUAUUCAAUUUUAUUUUUCUUACCUCUUUAGUCACAAGGCCAUGAUAGUGCUUUCCCCACCCCUCCCAUUUUCGAACGAAUGAAGCCGUGGGAACGAUCACAUUUUUGUUACCAUUCCCCUCGCAUCCGUCGAGGCUAACUCCAUGUAAACAGGCCCUAAGUGGAGGUGCAGGAUCAUGUCGAAAGUUGUAUUGUUUCUCUUCUGUUUUUUAAUGAGUUACAAAAUGAGUAACAUGACAGCUGCUUUUCUGCAAUCUCGUCCCUUAGUGCGACUCUAGCCUUUAGAAAAAUGAAGAAAAGUGUAAACUUUUAGACAGAAUAAAAUGGUAAACCAAAACCCUCCAUCCCGUCGAAAUCAAUUGCCGAAGAAGCCUCGCAAAAGCUAGUCUGCUACACAGCCGUUUUUAGUGUCGUCACGCAACGGUCUUCCCGUUGCGUUGCGUCCCGACACUAAAAAUUGCUGUGUAGCAUGUAGCAGACUACGCAAAGGCUUUCCCUUCCUUGAUUUGGGGUGGGAAAGGGGGAUUCAACUUUUGCGUCGAUAGUUUACUUGUUCGAUAGGUUCCCCUCCUUCCUUCUCCCCACUUUCCUAUGCAACUCAUCGACCAUAGCUCUCGACCAAUCAGCGCGCGAGAAAUCCGGUUUUUUUUCUAUCACGCAAUGUAUUAUUUCCUUGACCAUCACGCGAUAUACAAAUCAUGUGAUGUCUGGUGAUGUCUGCUGACUUUUCAGCAACUUGCAAACAGACUCAAGAUGGCGAAGUUGAGUGUUGUUGCUGUCAUUUCGCUGUACAGUAUUGUCCUUGCAUCUUGUGAACCUGUUAAAUUUGGGGAUUGUGGUAAGUGAUCGGUUCGUUAUAGUUAUCCUGUGUUCGAUUUUAUGAAGAGCGAACUUUUUUAUUUGCUACUAGUACUACCAAUAACAAAAAUUGUGCUAAAUGGCUUAAUUCAGGUCGGAUUCGACUGGAGUUUCGCUUUUCUUGCUAUUUUUGUUUUAGUAUUUCAAAAAGAAACCUGACCAAAGGCUAUUUAAUGGAAAAAACACUAUUGAUACUAGUAACUUAGAAUACUUAUUUCGGACUGGAAGUUGAACAAUGCCUCCCUAAGGUGCGUUCGAUUGGCCGUAUUUCGGAAUCUCGACCAGCUGUGUUGCGGGCAUUCUCCCAGAUAGUAUGGAGCGGCGCGAAGAUAAGGGCCAUUUUUACAGUAAAACCCAGCGGGGGUGGAGGUAUUCCGGAUUUCAAGUGACCUAGGCGCGGAUCUAGCAUAAAUAAUGACCGAUUUCCUAAACGAGCGCCCAAGGUGCAAGCUCCUAGGAGGUCCGGGGCAUGCUCCCCCAGGAAAGUUUACGUCUCUUUUCCUUAGUUUCCGAGUCAUUCAGACGGGAUAUUGGCCAGAUUUCAAAUGUACACAUAUUUUGGUUUGAAACACAAACGUUUCUCAAAUAGAAUACAGUACCUUAUUAUGGGAUAGUAAAAUUAUAAGAAUUCAAAACUGAAGCUGAUGAAUUUUUUUUAAUUACUUCAAAAAUAAACCAGCAUAAGCAGACACUAUACAUAUGUACAAAAAACAUGACAAGUAAGGGUUUAAAACAGUGACACGAAUGUAAAUAGAUGACAGACUUGGAAUGAUAUAUGUAACUAAUGAUCACACGCUUGAAUAUACUAAAAGACGGGGCAUUUUUGAUGUCGUUCGGUAAUGAAUUCCAUAUUCUAGGACCUUGAAACAGGAUUGAAAAAAACAUAGGUUUGGUUAGAAUGUCAUACAUACAUGUAUACAGCAUCUGUUAUGGGCAAUUUUUGUUCAGAAAACCACUUGUCAAAAAUACUUUUUUCAAAUCCUUUCCCAAAAAAAUGCUCAGAUUGUGAAUCUCAAAAAUCUACCCAUCACAGUGUGGAUUUUAAAGAUUCAUGAUCCGUUUUUGGAUUUGCCCUGCGAAAAAAAUGCAAAAUCCGUUUUUGGAUUUGGAAAUCUGGAUUUGGAUUAUCCCCAAAAAAACGCACCCUCUAAGAUCUUGAUCUGGGAGGGUUUUCAUCUCACAACGUUCUGUUUACACAAAUGAUACUGCUGACUGAUUUAGGGUCUGCUCAAAUUGCAUAAAGCUAAAGAAGACUACGAGAAAGACUCACAUUGUUAUAAAUUGUGUAAAGCUAAAGUUUAAAACUGAUGAGAAGGAUGUACAUUGUUUGGUUAAGUGCCCGAUUUUAUAGGAAAACAAAUGACAUUACACAGUUGCUGUACAUUUAACAUCACCCGCUGUAGAUGCAUUAAAUAACAAAAAGCAAAAAAAGUUAGUAGUUUUAGGUUGCAUUAUUUUACUUUACCGGUGGCACUUGGCAAAAAGUUGCUGUCACUUUGCAAAAAUGGCUGUUAUAAGGAGCAACGUUUGAGCAACCUUUUAGAAAAUUCCAGCAACUUCGAGCAACUUUUAAGAAAAUUUGGAGCAACUUGUGGCUGAGGCUAACCCCCUUGGGUAGUAAUAAUAUGUAGAAUAAUAGUCUGGUUUUCACUCAGAUUUCCUCUUUUGACAACCACGCAUGAAGUGGAACUUUGAACUGCUUCGGAGUUUAAAUGUGGCUUCUUGGAAAAAAAGUUAAUUCAAUUCCCUAGUUUGGGGCAACUUUACAUCCAAGUUUCUUAUCUUCAACACCAGCACUGGCUCGUCAGCGUAAAGAAUAUUAUAUUGUUAAUGAUUUGCUGUGUUGGCAGGUUCAAAAGAAUCAAAAGUUGAGGAAGUUGAUAUCACACCAUGCCCUGCACAGCCCUGUCAACUGAAGAGAGGGACCAACGUGACGGCUGAAGUAAAGUUCAUUACUUCUAGUAAGUUAACUUUUAUAAUAGUCCCCCAUAAGACUGUUCUUUGUGUUGCCAUGGCACAUACUGUUCCCGGCUUCAGAGAUGCUGAUCCUGAGAGGUCCAAAAUCUGAAAACUCUCUCUUUCGUAUCACCCACUUAAUACAAGAGCUCAUUCUCGUAAGCAACCAGCUCUUGUUAUGACCACUUUUUCAAAUUUCCGUGGUGGUCGCUUACAAGAGCUUUGACUGUAAAUGGGAAUGGGUCAAUUUGUGAUUAUCAGUGGGGUUGGUGGGUGGCCGAUCGAUGUUGAUGGGGGUACUGCCAAAAAUACAGUCCCUAGAUUUUUAUUCUUGAUCUCCGAUGGUUGGCAUCUCUGUUAUACAUGUAUGGCUAAUAUUAAUACCCACCCUGUUUACUAAGGCCGAAUUCGUUUGUCCUGUUUGUUACCACAUUACAACAGUUCCACCAAUCUAUUAUUUUUCAUUAAUUGCAGCAGAGACCAUUUCAAAAGCCACAACUGUUAUUUAUGGUAUUAUUGGUGGAGUAAAAAUUCCCUUUGCGGGCGUCAGCAAAGAUGCUUGCCAGGAUCAAGGCCUGACCUGCCCAUUAAAACCUGAAACAGAAAACACAUUUAAAACAGCGCUACCAGUCAAGCCUCUUUAUCCACCAGUAAGUGCAUUGUCAUGA